AAAUUUUUAAGCUUACAUUUGCUACAGAACUGAAAGAAUUGACGAUGGAAGAUAUUUCCAUAAAAGCAGAGCCUCAGGAAUCAGUGAUAUUUGAAGAUAUGGCUAUGUACCUCUCAGAGCAGGAAUUGGCCAGCUUGACAGUUGAUCAGAAGGCCCUGUACAAGGAAGUGGUGCUUGAGAACUUUGCACAUGUGGCUUUUCUGGGGUACAUUGCAAAACUGAGGAAGUGUGCUCAGAUGGUUGGAGCAGUAACAGCCAGGAUGAAGGCGUUCCUCUAGGUCAUGCUUACCAGGAAGACAGAGCCAUAGCACUGCUGUCAACUGCAGUCUUUUCUGUAGUCAUACACAUCUCUACAGAUUGAAUGCUUUUUUUCAGUUCAUUAAAGUUGUUCAUUAUCAUG
Messenger RNA from Arvicanthis niloticus (Nile rat), 400 nucleotides. NCBI's taxonomy places the organism in Eukaryota, Metazoa, Chordata, Mammalia, Rodentia, Muridae. The record is from RefSeq and is a predicted model, not a curated record.